AUGGACGCGUACAAAAUCCUAAAACUUUCGCCAACAGAAGCCUACACAGCUUCAGACCUCAGAAUAGCUUAUAAAACGGCAUUACUGAAUGCACAUCCAGACAAACAACAGAAUGGACGCGUUUCAGAGAUUUCUGUUGAUCAUGUUCUGACCACGGAACGUUAUAAUGCUGUGGUUGAUUUAGACGACUUUGAAGAACAAGCUGAUGGCAGCUUUGUUUAUCCGUGCCGCUGUGGUGAAUACGGAGGCUAUAUUGUGACAGAAGAUGACCUAGAGAACGGUAUGGAUGUGAUUCCAUGCACGGGUUGCAGUUUGGUCGUAAAAGUUGCAUAUGAGAUUUGCUACUCAGACUAG
Molecule: messenger RNA, 354 nt
Organism: Schizosaccharomyces japonicus yFS275
Lineage: Eukaryota; Fungi; Ascomycota; Schizosaccharomycetes; Schizosaccharomycetales; Schizosaccharomycetaceae
Product: diphthamide biosynthesis protein Dph4
Exons: 2
Coding region: 1-354 (117 amino acids)
Biological process (GO): protein histidyl modification to diphthamide
Cellular component (GO): cytoplasm; nucleus
Molecular function (GO): metal ion binding
Source: RefSeq, a predicted model, not a curated record